AUAAUGUCUUCCCAUAUCUCUCUCAUUCUUCCUCGUGUUCUAAUCGUUUCUAGACGAACCAUUCGUAAGAACAAGUUCGUUGAUUUCGUCGGGGAAUAUCACCUUGAUCUUAUAGUAAGCUAUGGUGCAGUUCCUGUUAUUGUUCCUCGUGUCUCAGGGGUGCAUAUGUUGUUGAAUAGCUUCGAACCAAUCCAUGGUGUCCUUCUAUGUGAAGGAGAAGACAUUGACCCUUCAUGGUACGAACAAGAUAACACAUGUCUUUCUCAGGAGGAGUUGGAUGAAAUCAGAAGGCUUCAUGCGAGUGAUACAUCCAUUGAUAAAGAGAAAGACUCAAUUGAGUUGAGCCUCGCCAAGCUUUGUCUCGAAAGGAACAUUCCUUACAUGGGAAUAUGCAGAGGUUCACAAGUUCUGAAUGUUGCAUGUGGGGGUACCCUUUAUCAGGACAUAGGGAAAGAGCUUUCAAAAAAUUGUCCUGAAAGCCAAAGAGUGAUGCAUAUAAACUAUGAUGAUUAUGACGGUCAUAGACAUGCUGUUAAGGUUGUCAAAAACACCCCUUUGCAUCAUUGGUUUAAGGAUUCAUUGGAAGAAGGGAAAAUGGAGAUUUCAGUUAAUAGCUAUCACCAUCAAGGUGUCAAGAGAUUGGCACAACGUUUUGUCCCAAUGGCGUUUGCCUCUGAUGGCUUGAUUGAAGGGUUUUAUGACCCUGAUGCUUAUAACCCAGAAGAGGGCAAGUUUUUUAUGGGAUUGCAAUUUCACCCAGAACGUAUGAGAAAGCUGAAUUCAGAUGAAUUUGAUUACCCAGGAUGCCCUUUUGCUUAUAAGGAAUUUGUAAAAGCAGUAAUUGCUUAUCAGAAAAGGCUGAAUAGUUUAACAUAUAUUCAAAAGCCUCUGAAGCUUAACAAGGAAAUGGAGAACUAA
Molecule: messenger RNA, 918 nt
Organism: Gastrolobium bilobum
Lineage: Eukaryota; Viridiplantae; Streptophyta; Magnoliopsida; Fabales; Fabaceae
Product: putative glutamine amidotransferase GAT1_2.1
Cellular component (GO): cytosol
Molecular function (GO): hydrolase activity, acting on carbon-nitrogen (but not peptide) bonds, in linear amides
Source: RefSeq, a predicted model, not a curated record